This is a messenger RNA of Sphenostylis stenocarpa, 159 nucleotides long. Lineage: Eukaryota; Viridiplantae; Streptophyta; Magnoliopsida; Fabales; Fabaceae. The record is from the annotation of a GenBank genome assembly.
AGUGGAUUUCAUCUCCAACCAAACUUACCAUCAUCCUUGCCAUUCCCAACUCGCACACAACUAGAAGGUCAAUAUUGCCAGAGCUAUAAAUUCAACAAGCAAUGUUCUAGCAUUAGAAUAGCUACCAAAUUCUUCUCAGAAGAGAAUCGUUGUAGCUAG